AUGUGCAACGUGCACUGCCCACACGAAGAGAGACCCGACGACGAGAAAGAAGCGUUCUAUGCUCAGCUGGAGCAGGUGUACGACGGCUGUUCGCAACGGAACGACAAAAUCGUCAUCGGUGGCAUGAACGUUCAGAAACGGAAGGAACCAGAGUUUUUCCAUGAUGAUUCACUGAAGAAGGUAGAUUGUAUUCUGACGGCGGUCGGCGCAGACGAGGAAACUAUCUACAGCAAAUCCAACCUGCUGCAGACCUGGCUGCUGGGAUACGCGCUGACCGAUACGAUUACGGUGCUGUGCGAAAAGUCCAUUUUUUUCCUGACCAGCAAGAAGAUCGACUUCUGGAAGCAGAUCGAGAAGGACGGUGAGGAGGGCAUUCCGUCGGUGAAGCUGUUGGUUCAAGAUAAAAACGAGAAAGACAAGGCAAAUUUUGAAAAGCUGCUGAAGGCAAUCAAGAAAUCCAAGGAUGGCAAAACGUUGGGCGUCUUCUUCAAGGACAACUUCCAGGGUGAAUUCUGUGAAUCAUGGCGAGCCUUCGUCAAGGACAAGAGCUUCGACACUGUGGACAUCAGCAUCCCAAUCGGGUACAUCAUGUGCUCCAAGGAGGACUCCGAGGUUAUCACCAUCAAGAAGGCCUGCCUGGUGACGCAAGUGAGUGGAAGCAACCCUGAUCUCAAGGAUCACAUCAUGGAGAUAAUGGAUGCUGAUAAGAAAGUAAAACAUGCCAAACUGUCGGAGGGUGUCGAGCAGGCUAUGACGGACAAAAG
This is a messenger RNA of Ochlerotatus camptorhynchus, 764 nucleotides long. RefSeq names its product FACT complex subunit spt16-like. The record is from RefSeq and is a predicted model, not a curated record. NCBI's taxonomy places the organism in Eukaryota, Metazoa, Arthropoda, Insecta, Diptera, Culicidae. The annotation marks the transcript as partial. Gene Ontology annotation, cellular component: FACT complex. The transcript is spliced from 3 exons. Gene Ontology annotation, molecular function: nucleosome binding. Gene Ontology annotation, biological process: transcription elongation by RNA polymerase II.